Molecule: messenger RNA, 3368 nt
Organism: Girardinichthys multiradiatus
Lineage: Eukaryota; Metazoa; Chordata; Actinopteri; Cyprinodontiformes; Goodeidae
Gene: tapt1b
Product: transmembrane anterior posterior transformation 1b
Exons: 14
Coding region: 413-2131 (572 amino acids)
Biological process (GO): positive regulation of cilium assembly; maintenance of protein localization in endoplasmic reticulum
Cellular component (GO): ciliary basal body; endoplasmic reticulum membrane
Source: RefSeq, a predicted model, not a curated record
UUUUUCUUUUUUUGUUUUGUUUUUGUAAGAAAAUACAUUUGUCAGGUCAAGGAUUGUCCUCAAAAAAAAAAACUAGUAAAAUGUGUUAUUUACAAGUUUUUGCAAAGUAUUUAACAAAUGUAUCUUCGGCACUUUCAUUUUGUUUCAUUUUGGCAUUGCACCUUAUUACUGCUUUGGUGAAAUCUAUCAUGAUGUAGUGUAUUUAUAAUCACAUAAUUACUGUCAACACUGCAAAUUUUUAGUUUGUUCAAGGAUGUUCUGUUAGCUUUUUGUUGAAGCUGUGAGGAGUCAACAAUCUGAACCGAGAAACUUUGGCGACACCUGCUGGUGAAGUGGUGAAUGUACGGUACGUGGUGACGCCACGGCGCGUUGCGCAGUCUCCCUGGCAGCAGCUGAGGCCGUUUUGUCGAAGAUGGCGGAUUCGCUAUCGACUGGGCUGGGAGAGGAGAAGGAAAAAGAAAAUGAGGACAGGGAGAGGGACACCGAGGCUGUAAAAACGGACCAGAAUAAGGAGAAAGACGGAAUUACAGACACGCCGGGGUUUCAUGAUAAAAACGGCGGCGAUAGAGACCGAAAAGGCAACCUGUCAGACCUGUCUCUAGUCAGGUUCAUAACCACUGAGCUCACCAGAGGUUACUUUCUGGAACACAAUGAGGCCAAAUACACAGAGCGCAGAGAGAAGGUGUACACCUGCCUCCGCAUCCCCAAGGAGCUGGAGAAGCUGAUGACUUUUGGCUUCUUCCUCUGCUUGGAUGCGUUUCUCUACAUGUUCACCCUGCUGCCCCUCCGGGUGAUUCUGGCCCUUUUACGACUCCUAACUGUGCCAUGCUGCGGCCUUGGAGGCUCCCGAUUGCUCCAGCCGGCCCAAGUGUGUGACGUCCUAAAGGGCUUCAUCAUGGUGCUGUGUUACUCUAUGAUGAGCUACGUGGAUUACUCCAUGAUGUACCACCUCAUCCGGGGACAAUCUGUCAUCAAACUCUACAUCAUCUACAACAUGUUGGAGGUUGCGGAUCGACUUUUCUCAUCGUUUGGCCAAGACAUCCUGGAUGCUCUGUACUGGACUGCAACCGAGCCCAAGGAGAAGAAGAGAGCGCACAUAGGAGUGAUUCCUCACUUCCUCAUGGCUGUGCUCUACGUCUUCCUUCAUGCCAUUCUUAUCAUGGUUCAGGCCACUACACUGAAUGUAGCCUUCAACUCUCAUAACAAGUCUCUGCUCACCAUAAUGAUGUCAAACAAUUUUGUAGAAAUCAAAGGAAGUGUGUUUAAGAAGUUUGAAAAGAACAACCUCUUCCAGAUGUCUAACAGCGACAUAAAGGAGAGGUUCACCAACUACAUCCUCCUGCUCAUCGUCUGUCUGAGAAACAUGGAGCAGUUUUCAUGGAAUCCCGACCACUUUUGGGUCCUUUUCCCAGACGUAGUCAUGGUCAUAACCUCAGAGGUUGCUGUGGAUGUUGUCAAGCACGCCUUCAUCACCAAGUUCAAUGACAUCAGUGCUGACGUAUAUGGAGAAUACAGAGCCAGUCUUGCCUUCGACCUCGUCAGCAGUCGACAGAAAAAUGCUUACACCGACUACAGCGACUCCGUAUCCAGAAGAAUGGGCUUCAUCCCACUUCCUUUAGCUCUACUGCUUAUCAGAGUAGUGACGAGCUCUGUGAAGAUCCAGGGUUCGCUCUCGUUCAUGUGUGUGCUGCUGUUCUACUUGGGGAUGAUCACGCUGAAGGUCCUCAACAGCAUCGUUCUCCUGGGAACGUCUUGCAUGUUUGUCAAAGAGGCCAACAUGGAAGAAAAACUCUCCGACCCUCCUCCGUCUGUCGCCUCCAGCCGAGCAAACUCCAGAGCGAACCGCGCCAAAAACGCUCACACUACACCUCAGCAAGAGCCCACGUCAGACAAAGCAGGAAUAUCGCUGGCAUCGGGCAUUUCUCUACCCACUGAUAAACCAGAGAGCGCCUCCUCCACAAUCCCAAAGAGUAACUCAGACGCAUUCCUGACAACACCGGAUGAGGAUGACGAAGACAAAAUCAUAAAUACCGACACAGGACUAGAAGGAGAGGGACUAAUACACAGAACACCCAAGAAAGACUUGCUGGAGAUAGACAGAUUCACCAUCUGUGGGAACCGGAUAGACUGAACACUGAAGGGAACCACCAGCUGGUGUCCUGACAAAACAGCAAGGUCUGACGAGGGUCACGGAGCAUGCUCAGACCUGACUUGCACUUAUGCACCUGACUCUUGGAGUAUUUAUUUAUUUAUUACUGGCAAAACCAGCCAAGGCGUAAAGCUGUUGCAUCAGGAGCCACGUCAGAUGUUUCCAGAUCCUCCUGCAGUUCGCUCAUCCAUGGGGACUGUGACAGGGGGUCAUGGUUGACCGAGGAACGCGAGGAAACAAGCGACUGCAAGCAAGGAAGGACUAAAACCACUGACAGGAAAUCAGAUCUGAUUGUUGGAACAUAACAUCUGGACUGUGUGGUUGUGUGUUCAAAAGCACAAUGAUUCCAAGAACAAAGAGGUGUUUUUAGACAGAACAAUAGUUGUCAGAUGUCAACUUUUUAUUUAAAACAAUCUGACAAAUUCAACUAUUUAAAUGUUUUUAUUGAAAAUGUUGGAUGUUUUUAAAAAAAAUUUAAAUUAAGCUGCACACAGACACAUUCUGCAUACACUUGCGCCAACACGAGUUUGAGUGAACGUAACAGCUCUGACACAAAGCAUCCAUGAACACAUCGUUCUUGGUUUUUUUGGGGGUUUUAUUGUGAAGCUGUUUGUGUGGGUAUUCUCUCUUAUAAUCACUGGGAAGGUGCUGGUAUUUAUUUAACCGUGAUCGCACAAGUUUCCCGUUUAGGGGAGAUUUCAGUUUCCAGAGUCUAUUUUGUACGUAACUCUGCCGGUAACUAUGGAAGCAACAACAGCGUUGAGCAUUUGUCACUUAUGUGUUGGAUACUGUGAUCUGAUCCUCAGAUUCACAACUGAAAUUUACGCUGGUAAAUUUUUCCUGGUGAGAGAAAAGAUUUCAUGUAUGCAGAUAAAAGUAGUUUAAAGUACUUUGAUCCAGGAAAAUCUUCACACUGAAAAUGUUUAAACUGGUAUGGAGUUAAAGUUAAUGUCUGUUGUUGCUUGCUGGCAUUGAUUAAUGAAGAUGUGUCCUGUUACAGUGGGUGUUUGUGUACCAGUUGACCCAAAUUGCUGUGAAAUCUGCUGUUAAUCAGUUGAUUACAUGAAGUCACUGCUGGCCUUUCUGUUUCCUCUCAUGCAUUAUCAUUUCCUACUUUGAGCAAACAGACAAGAUGACAACCCGAUUUCCAUACCAGUGCCAUUCAAAAUAAUGCCUCGUUUUUCCUUAUUAAAUAAAAAAGAAAUGCCUCUUUAUUUUA